GUGAGGAGGAAGCAGGAGGGAGAGGUGGCGGUGGAUCUACUUCGCCGAAGGGACAAGACUCGCCGUCAAGCGUUGAUUUGCGUAUAAACUAAAGCUGAACAAGAAGAUAAGAUGCACCACGUGCACGUAUGUAAGCUGCCGUAAAGAUGUAUCGUCGGCAUUUUCAAUUUCAGAGGCAGCUGCCGUGUGGUGCGCUUUAUUCUUUGUUCGUGUGGUCGCUAGUUGUAAAUUGUACGUAAAGAAAUCCAGUCUGCGUUGAUGUUUUUGUACUUACUGAAAAAAAUCCACCCCGCCAGGUCCUGGCGCUUCGAAACUGCUGCAGGCUGCAGCUCCCCUAGCCAAACGCGUGUACGUAUCCUGUGUAAAAACGUCCCCGCCCCAGAGUUGUCAUACAAAUGUGCAAUGACAGGAACACUUGGAAUGCGCAUCUCCAUGAGACGCAUUUCCAGUCAUGUUUUGGCAUUUGUAAUGCUGUGAACAGGAUGAGAAAAGGCUUUUUCAUGCCGCUUUCCUUGCCAGCCAGCACUACACUGCAGAUCGAAACUUGUCAUGCAGAACUCCCAAAGCUGGGGGAUUUGUGUUGCAGACUUGCCAUCUUGACUAUCUAUGGUGUGGGGACGUUUUUACGAAGGAUAGUACGAAAAGUGCCAGGAGAUCGCGGACGUGGAGCGCAAGUGCACCCUGCUGCUCGCGUUUUUCCGAAGGUACCCCUACUUCCGAACGCCCUGCUGCAACGCCGCUAUGUGUUUCAAGUGCAAGACCGCGGAGUGGCACCCCGGGCAGACCUGCGAGCAGCGCAUGCGCGACGGGCUGGGCAUCACGAAGCGCGGC
Molecule: messenger RNA, 831 nt
Organism: Amoebophrya sp. A120
Lineage: Eukaryota; Dinophyceae; Syndiniales; Amoebophryaceae
Source: the annotation of a GenBank genome assembly